GCGCUCUCGUCGCUUUGGCUGUCCCGGCGGCGCUAACUUAACCGCCCCGCCCGCUGCCGACGUCCGACAUGCUGAGCCGUUCUCUGCUGUGCCUGGCCCUGGCCUGGAUGGCCAGGGUGGGCGCCGACGCCCCGGAGGAGGAGGACAACGUCCUGGUGCUGAAGAAGAGCAACUUCGCAGAGGCGCUGGCGGCGCACAACUACCUGCUGGUGGAGUUCUAUGCCCCAUGGUGUGGCCACUGCAAAGCCCUGGCCCCUGAGUAUGCCAAAGCUGCCGCGAAACUGAAGGCAGAAGGUUCUGAGAUUCGACUAGCGAAGGUGGACGCCACGGAAGAGUCUGACCUGGCUCAGCAGUAUGGCGUCCGUGGCUACCCUACAAUCAAGUUCUUCAAGAAUGGAGACACAGCCUCCCCUAAGGAAUACACAGCUGGCAGGGAAGCUGACGACAUUGUGAACUGGCUGAAGAAGCGAACAGGCCCCGCUGCCACAACCCUGUCUGACACUGCGGCUGCAGAGUCCUUGGUGGACUCCAGUGAGGUGGCCGUCAUCGGUUUCUUCAAGGACUUAGAGUCAGACUCUGCCAAGCAGUUCUUGCUGGCAGCCGAGGCUAUUGAUGACAUACCUUUUGGAAUCACGUCCAACAGUGGUGUGUUCUCCAAGUACAAACUGGACAAGGAUGGAGUGGUCCUCUUUAAGAAGUUUGAUGAAGGCCGCAACAACUUUGAGGGUGAGGUCACCAAGGAGAAGCUGUUAGACUUCAUUAAGCAUAAUCAGCUGCCUUUGGUCAUUGAGUUCACUGAACAGACAGCCCCAAAGAUUUUUGGAGGUGAAAUCAAGACCCACAUUCUGCUGUUCCUGCCCAAAAGUGUGUCUGACUACGACGGCAAGCUGAGCAACUUCAAGAAGGCAGCCGAGGGCUUCAAGGGCAAGAUCCUGUUUAUCUUCAUCGACAGUGACCACACUGACAACCAGCGCAUCCUUGAGUUCUUUGGCCUGAAGAAGGAGGAGUGUCCAGCUGUGCGGCUUAUUACCCUAGAGGAAGAGAUGACCAAGUACAAACCGGAGUCAGAUGAGCUGACAGCUGAGAAGAUCACAGAAUUUUGCCACCGCUUCCUGGAGGGCAAGAUCAAGCCUCACCUGAUGAGCCAGGAACUGCCUGAAGACUGGGACAAACAGCCAGUCAAAGUGCUUGUUGGGAAAAACUUUGAAGAAGUUGCUUUUGAUGAGAAAAAGAAUGUCUUUGUCGAAUUCUAUGCUCCUUGGUGUGGUCACUGCAAGCAGCUAGCCCCCAUUUGGGAUAAACUGGGAGAGACCUACAAGGACCAUGAGAACAUCGUCAUUGCUAAGAUGGACUCGACAGCCAAUGAGGUGGAAGCCGUCAAAGUGCACAGCUUUCCCACCCUCAAGUUCUUCCCAGCCAGUGCCGACAGGACGGUCAUUGAUUAUAACGGUGAGCGGACACUAGACGGUUUUAAGAAAUUCCUGGAGAGUGGUGGCCAGGAUGGUGCUGGAGACGACGAUGACGUGGACCUAGAAGAGGCUCUGGAGCCCGACAUGGAGGAGGACGACGAUCAGAAAGCCGUGAAGGACGAGCUGUAGUGGAGGAGCAGUCGGACGCCUGAGCCCAGACCUCGGGGGCCCGUGCUCCCCGCAGCCCACAUCUCCGGAGCCUGAGCCUCACCUAAGGAGGGAGUGCCAUCAGAACCCAGGGAGUCUUUCUGAAGCCACACCCAUCCAACACACGUGCACCUAAACCUGUCUCUUUUGCUUUUCAAUUUUGAAAGGGAUCUCUCUCCAGGCCAGCCCAUCUUAAAGAGCUAUCUUUUGGUGUGUUUUUGUUUGUUUGUUUGUUUUUGAUUUUUUUAAUUGUGAUGUAUUUUUUUUAUAUGUGGAUUUUUGUCCCAAGUGCUCACUAAAAUGUUUGGGGAUCUCACACUGGUAAUAUCGUUCCUGUUAGAGAUUUCAUCUUUCACUGCUCCACCGUGCAAGGCCUCCCUGAGACUCCUGCCUCUGUGGGAGCGGUGGACCUGGGUGGACAGUCACUCUCCGCCUGCCUUGCACUAGUGUUGCCGUGGCAGCGUGGCUUUUGUAGAUUUCAGUUAACCAUGGGACUCACGCAUCCUGUCAGAGGGUGGGUCCCUCACGUGUGGAAGAGACGGUGUGGCUGGCGGCUGGGCCCAGGCCAGGCCUGGACAGCUCUCACUCUUCAGUCAGGACUACCAACCAGCCGGCCAUGGGCACAUCACUCUGGCUGCUGGAUUUGCUUCCAGCAUGGCCUGUGGCCUGCGUGAGGCAGAACUGGGACCCUUGAUUCCCAGACUGGGAGUCAGCUAAGGACUCUGGGACUGAAUCAAACGCCCAUUCUUGAGGCAUUUCUACCAUAAUAUUGGAAUUGAACACAUUGGCUAAAUAAAGUUGAAAUUUUACUA
Messenger RNA from Myodes glareolus (Bank vole), 2428 nucleotides. It is a transcript of the gene P4hb, whose product is annotated as prolyl 4-hydroxylase subunit beta. Gene Ontology annotation, biological process: protein folding; response to endoplasmic reticulum stress. Gene Ontology annotation, cellular component: external side of plasma membrane; endoplasmic reticulum. Lineage: Eukaryota; Metazoa; Chordata; Mammalia; Rodentia; Cricetidae. The record is from RefSeq and is a predicted model, not a curated record. Gene Ontology annotation, molecular function: protein disulfide isomerase activity.